Anopheles funestus (African malaria mosquito) is the source of this 4370-nucleotide messenger RNA. RefSeq lists its product as uncharacterized. Gene Ontology annotation, molecular function: dopamine receptor binding. Bases 393 to 3611 code for a protein of 1072 amino acids. NCBI's taxonomy places the organism in Eukaryota, Metazoa, Arthropoda, Insecta, Diptera, Culicidae. The transcript has 4 exons. The record is from RefSeq and is a predicted model, not a curated record.
UACAUUGUUCUUCUCGUCUUCGUGGUGGCACAAAAGGACUUUCGUUUGAUAAUUUUCUGCAUCGCGGGUCGAAUUCAGCUAGCUACGGUAAACGUUCGGCACACUCACGGUGCAAAAAAGGGUCCCACGCUGCGGACCACUCAUCGUUCACCAGCGGUCGGUAGUAAAUCGCGCGUUUUAGAUAGCGUAUGGUUGAAGCGGAUUUGUGCUAGGAGGAGGGGGAACUGGAAGGUACCGCAUGUAUGUGCAUGCCCUAGAAGUUCCACAUCAACCAUCGCCGUCGUCCUGUGACCGUCAAUGGCAGGGCAGUUGUGCGACCGAGCUGUAUUUUACGCCGGACUGUGUAAUUUAGGUCAUUUCCAGAGCGCCGCUGACUAGAAUACGGACCAAAAAUGUCUAAUAAUACGCGCGACGGUAAUGAAAAUUUCUGGCCACCGAACCAGCAACCGCCGCCGCACCAUUACCCGCACGCACAGCACCAUCCGCAGCAGCAGCAGCAGCAGCUGCAUCAGAAUCACCAGCAACUGCAUCAAACAUUGUUGCAGCAACCAGUGGUGCCGCAGCUACUCCCUCAUCCGCAGCAUCUUUCGUACGCUGUUCCGACCGUGCCGGUCGUUACAUCGCCCGCAGCAUUCUAUCAUAACGCGGCCGGUAUGGUGGAUAACUAUGGUGCAGCCGGAUACUCAAUGCAUCAUGGUUCACACCAACCGAUGGAAGACGAAUACACGGAUACGUACGGCCAAUCGAUUAAGGUGGUAUACCAACCGCAUCAACACCAGGCCGCAGCUGCAGCCGCCGGUAUGAUACCCUGUGCCCAGGAAGAUACGAAUCAAAAUCAUACCGUGCAGGACAAACAAGGUUAUGAGCUAUUUUCGAACAAUAGCAGCUUUGUGCUGGCUGCUCCGGGGUUCGGGUUUACUCUACAUAACCCACAACAACAGCAGCAACAGGAGCAGCAGCAACAACAACAGCAGCAGCAGCAGCAGCAGCAACGAACGCAACAGUUGCCGCAAUUCUCUAUCUCCACUGGGCAAGCGCCAAUGACUACAGCUCCAACACUCAGAAGCCAUCCCGCUUCUGUACCGGCCGCAUCGACGCAUUCGUUAGAAAAUGGAAGCAACAACACAAGCACACUGAUCAGCCAGCUCGUGGGAAACUGGGCUCCUACCAUUUCCGGCACUUACGGUAACGGACCAUCGUCCCAGGCAAACGAUUUACCAACCCAAUCCAUAAUUCCUACACCGCUCGAAGACAGCAGCAAGGGUGUCACUGUGUCACCCGCCAAGACAGGAUUGACGAAACCCGUCAUUAAUCCUGUCCCACCGAACGUGGUUGGGUCGGGAUCGCAAUCACACAGCUCAUCGUCGGGCAGUUCGCCGACCGUUUCAGUGGCCCGCACAAACGCAAAUGUAGCGACAGCCGUAUAUAACCAGCAAAACGACGAUAAUUCGGCCAAGCUUGAUCAGAACGUCAACAAGAAGCAGCGCAUUGUGGCCGAAGUGAAACCGAUGCGUAUGUCGUACUCCGAUGUAUUGAGCAAGAAUGUUACUACGGGAGGUAAUGCUUUCGCUUCCAACAUUGCCACCAGCGCUAUGCUGAACGGAGAAAUGAUAACCGUUCUUCCGGCCGCACUUGGUAAUGGCACCAAAGCGACCGGCAGCAAUGGCACCAACGGUGGUAAAUCGAAACGUGAAUCUAAACGGACGAAUGCGAACGGAGAGCGUAAAUCGAUGGCAAACGCUGGAACGCUGGGUCAUCAAAAGGAAGGACGCGCAGGAAUCGAUGGAACUGCGCGAAAGACGAAUGGUGCUGGAACUAGAACGAUCUCUCCGACACUGACGGAUGGAAGUGCAAAAGUGGACAUCAGCGCUGACGCCACGCUGAGAUCGACGGGUCAGGAAAAGGGACGUAAGCACGAUAGAGCCACCAACGGUAAAAAGGAUAAAAACUCCCGCACUAGUGGUGAAACACUAGUCGACGCAAGCACACUGUCCGGCAAGAAAGGCAGAACGGCACAUCUGAAUGAUGUGGCGGAGGAAAUGGCCGGAACGCAGAACAACCGUACCGAUGUACCUGCAACGAUGGUAAACGAUGAAACCGAGGAAGAGCGAGGCGAAGAGUACGAUGAGUAUGAUUCCGACGAGUACGAUCAGGACAGUUUCGAUUCUUCGGAAACGACUGGACACCAGGACGGGCAGGAAGAUGCUGGAGCAAACCGAGAAGAGGAGCUUCCAUUCGUAUAUAACGUGAAGAAAAACACAAACGGAACGAAUGAUACACAUAUCGAAAAAAUUAACCCACCACGAGCAGCAGGGGCGACGUAUCGCAAGGGAGGAGGUGGUCGCAACGCUGGAACACGCGGGCCCGGCAAGCAGCUAGACAAAAUGGUCAGUAAUCCACCAGCCGGGAAGCGUUCGGUACGGGCACGCAAAAAUCAUAAGUAUGCGUUUCUGGAGAAAUUGUUCCGCAAGUGGCUGGAGUACAUGGUGCUGGCAUUGCACUGGCUGUGGUCGCUGGUGAGCGAUGUUGUGUACCUAAGCGUACGACUUGCCUGGGACUAUAUGCUGUCCGGAUAUCAGUACUGUUUGCAGCAUGUGCGCACUAUACGGCAAGAUUUUGGUAAAAAUUCCGGCCGACCUGGGGCUUGGUUCCGGCGCGUUUGUCAAUCGUUUGAUGAUCGCUUUGCGAAGGAUUCACGGUGGGCGUUUUGGCGACGAUGCCGCAGACAGAAACCCGUUGAACCGACCGGCACCAAACCGACACCGUACCGCGAUGGACGUCUUCCAUCAACCGCAGACGAAGCGAUGUCCUCGCUGCUGAACUGCAAGGGUAAGGACGCGUACAGUAUUUUGGGCGUAAGUCCGGACUGUUCCCAGGAGCAGAUACGGAAGCACUACAAAAAGAUUGCCGUGCUGGUACACCCGGACAAGAACAAACAACCGGGCGCGGAGGAAGCGUUCAAGGUGCUGCAACGCUCGUUUGAACUGAUCGGUGAACCGGAAAGCCGCAAGGAAUACGACCAGAGCUUGGCCGAGGCGCUGAACGCCGAGAAGGCAUGGUCCGAGAUUAACGAUCUACUGACGCAACUGCACACGAAAAUAUCGGAAGCUGCCAACACAAUACGAUGUAGCAGCUGCUGUCUGCGCCAUCCUCGAAAACCAACCGGACGGGCACAUUACGCAGCGAGAGAGUGCAGCUCAUGCAAGAUCCGUCAUCCGGCACGCGAGGGCGAUAUUUGGGCUGAGACAAGUUUCUUCGGACUGCGGUGGAAAUAUCUUGCAAUGAUGGAGGGCAACGUGUACGACAUUACGGAAUGGGCCAACUGCCAGAAGGGUGCCCUGUCGCACCUGCAGCCCAAUUCGCAUAUCGUGCAAUAUCGCAUCGUGCUCGGUAGUAGCUCCCAGCAGCAGCAGCAACAGCAGCAGCAACAACAGCAACCGCAACAUCAGCAAGGCCAGUCGCUAGACAAGGACCCGCUCGGACGCUCACGCAAGGAACCGGCUGCAAAUGAGCCAAAUUUGGACGAUUUUCUAAACAACAUCUAUGCCGGGCAGAACCAACAAGCUUCGUCACAGAACAGCUCCUCUAGGCGACGCUAUCGUAGAAACUAAACCCACAUCCCACAUGCUGAACAGUUUCAAUUGCGAACUAGCAAUUGUGUUUGCUUUUCUUUCCUCGCGACAUACUCAAUCUCCACUAAAGUGAAUCAUUUCUCCUUCCUGUUUUACUGCCUUCAGAAAGGCAACAGUCAGUCUUCGAUGACACAUCCUGUGGUGUGCAUUGGACAUUUAAAUAGCAGAACAAGUGCUCUAACAAUCUCUUCAUACAAUCACUCUCCCUGGGAUCGAAUCAAACGUUUGUCUCAAAUGAUCAUCCGUAGGGGGAUACCUUUAUGCCGUUAGCAAAACAAUUCUGGAUUAGACAGGCUUUGGCAGAUAUACUUGAGAGCAAAUCAUUUUGGACAUACACCGUGUUUCAGUACAAAGCCCGAUCGAAGGCAUUAACGUCCAUGCGAUUGAUGGUGGAUUGAUGUUCCGAUGGAUGAGCCGGUAGUGAUCGAGCAGAAUGUGGAAACUUAAACUUAAAUUCAAAUAGUGUGUUUUUUGAGCAAAUUAAAUGAGUAUCGAUGUCUAUCAAACCGAUUCGAUUACCGUUCGCUAGCGGAAUGAACAAAAUUAACUAAAUAUUAAUCCAUGGCACGAAAGUGUAGGAAACUGAAAUUAUAAAUGAUUGUUAUAUGCCACGCUGUGCAUAUAAGCGUAUCAAUAUGUAACCACUUGAAUAAAUUUACCAAUCCAAUCGUAAUAUGCCGAUACAGUAGCAGCUGAACAGCAUAAGAUUGAAUAAAUAAAUGUGUUCUGGAACGCAAA